Molecule: messenger RNA, 1546 nt
Organism: Coffea arabica (coffee)
Lineage: Eukaryota; Viridiplantae; Streptophyta; Magnoliopsida; Gentianales; Rubiaceae
Product: RING-H2 finger protein ATL80-like
Source: RefSeq, a predicted model, not a curated record
AGUUUAUCCUUAAAAUCCAGUUGGGUAUGUGAGCGUCCGCCCGAGUCAACAGGGAGUCGCACCCAGUGCCGACCAUUUUUCUGCUUUUUCUCUCAAACUCCGUCUUACAAAUAUCCCGUAUUACCCACCGCCCACUCCCAGUCCACCAUCAGCACCACUUUAUACAACACAACAUGAACAUAGUCCGUGCAUAAAUAAAUACUCCAUCGGUCCAUCCUUAAAAGCACCUGGCCUGACCAGUCCAACUAUCCAUCUUCAAUUUUCCCUUCUAUUUUUCCCCCUCACAACUUCUCCAAAUAUUUAGCCCAAAAGAAAAGAAGGAAAAAGAAAAAGGUCAAAAAUUAUUCAAUGAGCGAUGACUCGUUCACUCAGAAUUCUGUUAUCCACCGUCACAACUGCCAAUUCGACAGCAACGACGUCGUCCCCUCCAGCUAAACACUCGUCACCAGCGGCCGAGCCACCUCAGUCCGUCGCCGUCGAGUCCGACUUCGUCGUAAUCCUCGCAGCUUUACUCUGCGCUCUAAUCUGCGUGGUAGGCCUCAUCGCCGUAGCUCGCUGCGCCUGGCUCCGCCGUGGAACCUCCGGUAAUGGCCGCGUUCCCGGGCAACGUUCCCCUAACAAAGGACUGAAGAAGAAGAUAGUCCAGUCGCUGCCGAAAUACACUUACGACUCCUCCAGUUCCACCACCGGCGCCGGAAAUGGUAUUGGCGCUGUCACGGGUGAUUGUGCUAUCUGCUUGGCGGAGUACGCCGACGGCGACGAGAUCCGAGUGCUGCCACAGUGCGGCCAUGGAUUCCACGUUCAGUGCAUUGACACGUGGCUAGGUUCGCAUUCGUCGUGCCCGUCGUGCCGGCAGAUCCUCGUCGUUGCUCGUUGCCAGAAGUGUGGCGAGUUCCCGGCGAUGAACGUUUCCGGCGCAGCUCAGGUUCCGACGCCAGCGGAGACUCAAGUCAAGCAAACCAGAUCAGACCGUAGAGCAGCAGCUGCAGCAGUUCCGAGCUCGAGCUAUUUUUUACCCUAAAAGGGUAAAUAUAGGUAAAAUAAAAAUGAAAGAAGAAAAAGAAAAGUGGAAAGCUGUAACGGUGAAAACCGCUUAUCUUGUCUGGUUCGGAUGCAUACAAAUGUACAGAGAUUCGGAUUAGAAAGUACAGUGGAAAAAGUUAGAAACCCGUGACGGAAAGGGCGAUCUGCACGUGACCUUUUUUGGACGCAAACAAAGGGAAGAGCGAGAAAGUGAGAAGCGCAGGUGAACCGGUACCACGUGUUGUAUGGCUGAAGAGGAAAAUGGACACAUUGGCUGAAGCCCUAUGUCCCUCCCAUGUCAUUCUCUACCUAAUCAAUUUGUGGAAGCUAUUAAUUCUCUCUUCCAAUUUUUCUUUCUUUUUUUUUUUUUAGGGUAUUGCCACAUUACUCCUUGUAUCGUUGUUAGCUUACUAGUUUAGCCGCCUUAACUUCUCUUUGUGGCCAUCGAUCUAUCUAAGUGUCUUUUACUGUAUUUAAACAUGUAAUUAAAUAAUAUAUAGUAUAUCCACUUAUCCAGAGCAAA